UUUGGCAGGUGGAUAGUUAUCAAAAUACUGCGCAACAAUGCUUAGUUUGAUGAUUUGUGCUGUUACGCCUGUACUAUAUCCCUCCGCUGUUUUUUGUCCCCUUUCAGACUGUUUUGGUCUUUUCGCUGUUAGCAACGGAAAGAGCCCGAGAUAGCUACAAACCCAAUUUAAGAUAAGAUAUAGUUUUUGUUAGCAUUACAUAACAGAUUGACAAGAGGUGUAAAACCCAUGUUUAUUUUGAAAGAGUGAUUGGCGCUUGUUGUCUUUUUUUAAAUAUAUUUUUUUCUGUUUUAAUAGGAAUUGUACAGAUUGCUAAUUUAGCUAGCAACUAUUAGCCAGCUAGCCUCUUAGCAUAGCAUCUUCCUCAAGAGGCACGUUGACAUUAGCUUGCUAGCAAGUCAGAUCUUAAGAUCGCUACGUUAGCGAGCUGUCACACAACCACAGACUGUCUUAUUGUCAAGUAAUUGCGGCGUGGAGCUGGUUGUUUAAGACACUUUCUUUUAUGGGAUCACCAUGUCAAUGAAGGCCGGUGGAAAUCGCAGCAAGCCCGGCGGUGGCAACACCGCUGGUGCAGCCGCCUCCGGUGCCGGAGGAAGCGGCGGGGGAAGACAGAAUCUGGGCAGGGGGAGACACAGUGGCAAAGGUCCCUCAGCAGUCAUUUUCAAUGGUGUAUAUGCAAAUAUGAGGAUGGUCCAUGUCUUGACCUCAGUGGUGGGGACCAAGUGUGAGCUGAAAGUGAAAAACGGAGCAGUCUAUGAAGGAGUGUUUAAGACAUAUGGUCCAGAGUGUGACCUAGUACUGGAUGCAGCCCACAGAAAGAGCCCUGAGCCAAGCAUAGGCCCUAGGAAAGAGGAUAUUGUGGAGAGCAUCAUUUUCAAGGCCUCGGAUGUCGUAGUGGUGACCUUCAAAGAUGUGGACUUGAAUUUUGCCAGGAAAGUCUCUUCUGACACAGACAACUUCACAGAUUCAGCAGUGAGUGGCCGGAUCAAUGGUGAGCAUAAAGAGAAAGAUCUGGAGCCAUGGGAUGGAGGAGAGACCCACAACUCAGACAGCCUUGAGUCUCUGGAUACAGAUGUGUCAAACGGGUGGGAUCCCAAUGACAUGUUCAAGUACAAUGAGGAGAAGUACGGAGUCUUGUCUACAUACGACAGCAGCCUGUCUACAUAUACGGUGCCCCUGGAGCGGGACAACUCGGAAGAGUUCCUCAAGAGGGAAGCACGGGCUGCGCAACUAGCAGAGGAGAUUGAGGCCAGUGCCACAUACAAGGCCCGGGUGGCGCUGGAAAAUGACGACCGAUCUGAGGAGGAGAAAUACACCGCUGUGGUACGAGGGGACAGGGAGAGUCACACACUAAGCAGAGAGAAUAAGUACAUUCCCCCUGGUCAGAGAAACAGAGAGGCCAUGUCAUGGGGACCGGGUCGCCAAAAUUCUCCCCGUCUGGCUCAGAGUUCAGGUGGACCCUCAACUCCUCGACCAGGAUCUCAUGACUACAGCCCCAGCUCUGGGGCCGACCAGAGGGUCGUAAAUGGAGGUUCAUCCCAUUGGCCCUCACCCUGUCCGUCUCCUUCCUCCCGCCCCCCCUCUCGUUACCAGUCUGGCCCCUCCUCCUUACCUCCUCGGGCGAGCACGCCUACCAGGCCGCCCUCCAGACCUCCCUCCCGACCUUCCAGGCCUUCCUCUCAUUCAUCCCACCCUUCUUAUCCCUCCUCCUCAUCUUCCUUUCCCCACCAUGGGCCUACGUCGCCAGCCUCCACUCUGCCCAAACGCAUGUCUUCAGAAGGGCCACCUAGGAUGUCUCCAAAAUCCCAGCGGACACCUCGUGCUCAUAGAGUGCCACCCUGCCGGACUGCUGGAGUCCCGCCAGGUGUGGACCUGAUUUCCCAUAAUGCUCCUGGAGAGGUCCCUGUUCCUCCACCAACCAGAAGCAGCUCAUCUGGAGGGACCUGGUCUUCAGUGGUCAGCGGAGCUCACAGGCCCCGCUCACCUCGACAGAACAGCAUGGGUGGCGCCUCCCCUGGCUCCUCCUCACUCCCAUCCCCUCAGACAGGAACAGCUCCUGCAGAAACCGCUGGUACACCAUCAUCAGCUUCCUCCCCAACUGCUGCUAGCCCCGCCCCUAACGUGGUUGCCUCUCCUUCAGGAGAUGCAAAAGAGUGUCGUGUCCAGGAGACAAGACAAACAUCCCCUACAGCCAACAAGGAGAACAUCAAACCCUUGGAUAGCUCACCUAGUAUUACCAGACCAGUCUGUAAAGGACCUCCUUCUAUGGCACCAGACCACAGAAAACAAAUAGAUAAUUUAAAGAAAUUUAGUGUAGAUUUUAGGUUGCAGUCUAGUUCAAACUCAGAUCCUGCUUUUGACCAGAUGAUGACCAAGCCCCCCAGAGACUCAACAGACAAGCCUAAAGACCUCCCCUUGGACAAAGCCUCAUCAAUGGGACGGGAAGGCACAGAGGAGGGUGUGGUAGUGAUUUCUUCCAGUACUCCCGGAGGUGCCUCUGCUCCAUCCGCCAACACAAACACCAGUAAGCCUGGCAGCCCUGCUGCACUGUCCCCAUCUCCCUCAGCCCCUGACCUGAAGAGGGCGGGGCUCGAUGUGACAUCACAGGGAGUUCAGACAACAGCUACAUCCACAUUCAGUGGACCCAAACAUGAAGAAAAAGAGGAGAAAAAAGAGGCCGUGCAAGAUCAAGUGAGAAAAUCAACCCUGAACCCAAAUGCCAAUGAGUUCAAACCCAGGUUUAAUACACAGCCCAAACCAGCCAAUACCCCCACACCCCCUCGGCCCCAGGGUCAGCCCAGCCCUUCCAUCGUGGUCCAGCAGCCCCCAGCUGUGUACGGCCAGACGGUCUGCUUCCCCCAGAUGUACCCCCUCACACCAGUCAGUCCUGGAGUGCAGAAAAGCAUAAUAUGGAAGUCUCCAGCUAUGUACCAGGUUCCAAUAUCUCAUAUGACGGUCAGCCAGUCUAAACCCUACAGACCAGGUAAAGUACCCAACAUGCCCCAGCAGAGGUCAGACCAGCACCACCCACCCGGCACGCCCACCAUGAUGCACCCAGCGACAGCAGCGGGACCACCCAUUGUAGCACCGAGCCCCGCCUACUCUGCCCAGUACUUCACCUGCAGCCCGCAGCAGUUCACCAGUCAGCCUCUGGUCCAGCAGAUGCCACACUACCAGUCCCAGGCGCAGCAUGUGUUCAGUCCAGUAAUGCAGGGCAGCGCCAGGAUGAUGGCUCCGCCCACACAUGGCCAACCCAGCCUGGUUUCUUCCGCAACUACACAGUACCCAGAGCAGACACACACCAUGUAUGUGUCUGCAGGUCCGAUGCCCCAGCAGUACCCUCACCCAAGCGCUACCUUGCACCCCCACCCACAGCACCCCCAGCCUUCUGCCACGCCCACAGGCCAAGCCCAACAAGGUGGUCCGCCUCAGCAUGGGGGACCGCCCAGCCACCCUGCUGCCAGCCCAGUCCAGCACCCACAGGCAGCAGCAGCAGCCGCAGCAGCCCAAGCCCUCCACCUGGCCAACCAGCCCCCACAGCAGCAGAUGUACUCCGCCUUGGCCCCCACACCCCCCUCGAUGACCCCAGGGCCCAACCCUCAGUCCCCCCAGGCCUCGUUCCCCUCUGCUCAGCAGACUGUCUACAUCCACCCUCAGCAGGUGCAGCACGGCUACAAUCCUAACCACAUGGCACACGUGCAGCAGGCCCAUAUGCAGUCUGGUAUCGUGCCAUCCCACCAUCCGGCGCCUACCCACCCUCCGAUGAUGCUUAUGGCUACCCAGGGCCCCCCAGGGGGUCCGCAGCCUCCCAUGCCCCAGACUGCCCUCAACCCCAUCCCUGUUUCCUCCACCACACAUUUCUCCUACCUGGCACAUCCACAAGUGCAACACCAUCAGCAGCAGCUGUAGAUAGAGGGCGCCAGCGAGCUGAGGGACCCGCUCUGCGUCACACUCUUCAACCAGAGCCUUCAUAAAGCAGGCGAUGAAGAGAAUGAGAGCCCUCUCUCUCCUCAUCCUCACAAAACAUGCUUCACAUCAGCUUUUCUCUCCCCCCCUCCCCCUCCCUCCCCCUCCCAGACUAGGCAAUAAGAGAAUGUUAACAGGUUGAUGCAGUGAAAUGUUUUAACAAACUAGAACGUUUUAACGGACAAGACUGCUCCUAUUUUGCCCCGUUCACACAAACACACACACACACACACACACACAUAUCUACAAACACACAACACACAUCUCAUACACAGUUUCAGGGGUUCCCCAAUUGCAACUUGAGUCAGCUUGCCAAGUAAAGAUGUGAACGAGAGAAUGAGAAAAUUAAUCAGUGAGAGUGAAGAAGAUAAUUCAACUGGAACUUGUGUUUUGUCUGCACCUUGUUAUGAAAAAAAAAAUCUUCCAACUUCUAGACAGUAUUAAUCUUACUGUUUAUUGCUGCUGCUAUGUGCUGCGUUUGUUUCCAGACUACAUGACAGGUUUCUAACCAAACUAAAAACGAAACGUGACGAGAAGCUUCCUGUGAAAUAAACAACAUGUUGGCAGCCAAGAGGACAGGAGAAACGUUAUUUAUGAAAUUCUAAUGGCUGAGGUGAUCAGAUCCCACUUCUCACCUGACCCUUAUGUAACUUUUAAGUUAAAACUUUUACUUUGUAGAUAAUAUAAAUAAUUUAAAAAAUGAGCAAAAAAAUUUAAAAACAAUAAAAAAGUUUUAAAAACUGAA
This is a messenger RNA of Sphaeramia orbicularis (orbiculate cardinalfish), 4711 nucleotides long. It is a transcript of the gene atxn2, whose product is annotated as ataxin 2. Gene Ontology annotation, cellular component: cytoplasmic stress granule. The transcript is spliced from 26 exons. Gene Ontology annotation, molecular function: mRNA binding. Lineage: Eukaryota; Metazoa; Chordata; Actinopteri; Kurtiformes; Apogonidae. The record is from RefSeq and is a predicted model, not a curated record. Gene Ontology annotation, biological process: cytoplasmic stress granule assembly. Bases 514 to 3909 code for a protein of 1131 amino acids.